UGUUGUUGUUGUUGCAGUUUGGCCGGGGCUGGGUUUGAACCCACCACCCUCGGCAUAGGGGGCCGGCGCCCUACUCACUGAGCCACAGGCGCCGCUUAGAAUCUUUGACUUAAUUAGGAGUUGUCAAAUUGCAUUUUUUUUUCAAUUUUAGCAUUUUUUCUGAAUUUAUUAGCUAAAAUUACUCCAUAGAAGAAAUUUUUCCUCAUCAACUAUUUGCUUACUUUGAAAUACAAUUUUUACUGGAAAGACAGGAUAAAUGUGUGAUUCUUUACCUUUAUACAUUUUCAGAAAGUAACAAGUUGAAAUCUAGCAGCUUCCGAUGAUGAAACUCCAAGGUUUUUUGCUUUUUGUUUUUUCUUUUUUAAAAUAUGAAGAACUCAUGGACUUUUUAAUAUAGCUGAUAUUUUAAUGAAUCUGUUAUUCCUUUUGAUGCUCUUCAAAAUUGCACCUAUGUCCUUUUGACAUACAUAUGCCAUUUGCUUUUUAUGGAUCCCUUGAUUUCUGUCACAAGAAGAUGCCCCAGUCCAUGUGGUAUAUUUUCUGUCCCAGACCUGAAUCAGCCAUUUCUCCAGGGAGCUCUGGUUCCUUUUAGUGAGAAAUGGUAUUUACAGAUCACAUUCUGGGUACUAGGAGUUCUUUGCUCUUGGGUUAACAUUGUUUUUUCAAGUCUUUUCAGUGGAUAUAGCAAGGAAAUGUGUACAUUUUUGGAAAGAUGAGUUCAUACCGAUAUUUUCAAUUAAAAACACUAGAUUAUAAGAUUUUCACUUCUUUGAUUUUAUACUAGAACCUCUUUUCUCUUAUGCUUAAACGUUUGUUGCUAACAUUAACAAAUCAUUUAGUUAAUUUACUCAGCAGUAUACUUACUAUAUUGUAAUGCAAGUAAAAUUGGAUCUGCAAAUUUUAAUACAAUUUUAUGUUCCUAUUAGAUUAAUAUGGUGCUGAAGUUAACACAUUUACCUGCUCUGCCAAGUUAUGCUCUUGAUCUUAGUGACUUUCCACUUGAUUAUACAUCUCAGAGAUUUUAUAUGCUACAAGGAAUUGUGAUUGCAAUGACGACUGUAACUAAGCAUACACAAGGUGCAAGGUUCCUUUGUACAGAUGAAGCAUGCCCCCUUUCAAAAGGAUUUCAGUAUAUAAGAGUGCAUGUGCCUGGUGCUACAGAAUCUGCAACAGUAAGAAAUGACUUUUUGUGUAAUCUCUGUGCAUCUUCACUUCAAGAAGACAGAAAAUUUAGAGUAGUUGGUGAUAAACAGAUAGUUGAAAUAAUUACCACAAAGGCACUUCAGGCUUAUCGAGGAUAUUCUAACAACCAGCCAUUUAGAUUCCAGUCUCUUACAAUUUUCCUAAGAGGUAAGUAAAUUCUGUUUGAAGUCAAAAUAAAUUGCUAUAAAUUAUGUAAUUGACUUGUUUAUACUCAUAUAUUAUAAAUAGUACUUCUAUAGCUUAAGAACCACAUCUUCUUAUUCUUGUGUGUUUUAAAAAAUAUUCAUAUUUAAUAAUGUAUCAAUUAUCCAAUUAGUUAUACAACACUCACUUAAAAUGAUAGGCAUGUACUAGCACCUGUCCAUAGCACUAUGCUAAGUAAGUCCCAGGGUUACAGUAAUUUUAAGGCAAUGAUCUCUCAUUAUUCCGUGUGUGUCUUCAAUAAAUAUUGGAGUUAUUGCUCAGUUCUCU
This is a messenger RNA of Nycticebus coucang (slow loris), 1674 nucleotides long. Its product is annotated as minichromosome maintenance domain-containing protein 2-like. Bases 933 to 1358 code for a protein of 141 amino acids. The record is from RefSeq and is a predicted model, not a curated record. Lineage: Eukaryota; Metazoa; Chordata; Mammalia; Primates; Lorisidae. The transcript is spliced from 3 exons.